UGCUGCUGCCUGCAUCCCACAACCCCACAAAUCAAUCAAAGUUGAUGCAAGUCCGGAGACACAGGAGGUGCCAGCGCCAAACCUGAUGAGCCACCAAAAGGCCCCUGGUGACCACCUUCUGGACAUCUUGGAGAACUUGAAGGAGGAGGAUUUCAAGAGAUUUAAGAAGAAACUCAAUGAAUUACCAGUCAGGGAAGGCUAUAACAACAUCCCCAAAGGGCGGCUGGAGAAGGCAGACGCGCUGGAAGUGGUUGAUCUCAUGUGCAGAUACUACACUGAGAAUUACGCUAUAGAGGUGGCAGCCAGGGUGCUGGAGAAGAUUAACAUCAAAGACCAGGCAGAGAAGCUCUGGAAAUUUACUGAGAUGCCCCCACAUCUGCCCAAGAACACCUAGGGAUAGGUACCCAGGUCAGAGAGUGAGUGGGGAAAUUUGGAUCCAUGGCCAUGUUUUCUUAGACAAGGAAGACUCAGAAGUGGUAAUCCCUCUGGGUCUGAGGAAGAGCCGUCUUUUAGAUUGCCACUCCCAGAAUCCCUCCAGGUAGUAGGGAAAGCCAAAAAGACACUUCCCCCAUUAGGGAAAUCUCUUAAAAACAGCAGAGCAUCCAAAAACAUAAACAGGAUACUUAACUGAGCCGUCAGCUCACAGCAAGCAGAAGGUGAAGUGUUGUGGCUGCAAAAGAAUUUUGGGCUUAGGAGGCAAAGAUGCAGUGUGCUGUCACACGCUGGGCCUGUGAGGAUGUCUGUAGACAGAACAUGUUUUCUGUAUGCCCAACGGGACGCCGGGGGUGCCUCGGCUGAGAGACCCUUUGGAUUUCCCUAUACAAAGUUCUUUAGAGGCUUAGA
Molecule: messenger RNA, 843 nt
Organism: Anolis sagrei ordinatus
Lineage: Eukaryota; Metazoa; Chordata; Lepidosauria; Squamata; Anolidae
Source: RefSeq, a predicted model, not a curated record